This is a messenger RNA of Chrysemys picta bellii (western painted turtle), 6176 nucleotides long. The record is from RefSeq and is a predicted model, not a curated record. Lineage: Eukaryota; Metazoa; Chordata; Testudines; Emydidae.
CAGCAGCCUGGUUGUGUUUCCUCCCCAGCCGCCUGGCUCAGGAACCUCUGAGAAUGAACAGGAGAUGGAUUAUCAGCUCCCGCUGCCCCUCGCUCCGCCCUAGGCGGCCCCCACAACGCUCUGGGCAAGAGGAGGGACUUUCCGCCCCCUUUCGCCUUUUUCAGAGGCGGGAGGCUGGGCUGCAGCAGAGUUUUAACCGAGUUGGAACAAGGUUUCCACAGGAGUUGGAGCUGGGAGUUCGCAGCGACCAGCUGCUCCGGACGGGACGGGAGGGAUCCCUGCCCGGAAAGGAUGCAAUUGGAGUAUCCCAUGCCUGCCUCCUCUCUGCGCAUCCUGCCUCCCGUCUGCGACCAAGGAGGCUGCGGCAACCUGGGGAUGGUGCUAGCUCCAUGCCCCAGCUCAGCGCCACCCCAGAGCAGCGGACCGAGUGCUGGCAGCGGGGCCCCUUCCCAGAUGGGCGAGGUGACCAAACCCCCCUACAGCUACAUCGCCCUCAUCACCAUGGCCAUCCAGAGCACCCCGGAGAAGAGAAUCACCCUGAGCGGCAUCUACCGGUACAUCAUGAGCCGCUUCACCUUCUACCGGGACAACAAGCAGGGCUGGCAGAACAGCAUCCGCCACAACCUCUCGCUCAACGAGUGCUUCGUCAAGGUGCCGCGGGACGACAAGAAACCCGGCAAGGGCAACUACUGGACCCUGGACCCCGACUGCUACAACAUGUUCGAGAACGGCAGUUUCCUGCGCCGCCGGCGCCGCUUCACCAGGAAGCGCGGCCUGCGGGAUGUGCCGGAGGGCGAGGCGGAGGGGGCGCGGAAGAAACAGCCCAAGUGUCGGGCCCGGCAGCACCCCCAGCCCUUGGCCCUCUUGGCUGAGGAGAUCAAGACAGAGAGCAGCUACUCCUCGCCUGCUCCCGCCAGCCAGCUGCUCGGCUCCUGCCCGGGGCGGACAGGAGCUGGACAGGCGCUGACCUUGGAGGUCCCAGUGGGUACCAAGGAGUGUGGCCAGGGCAGCAAGGAACCCAGCAUCCAUUGCCCAGAGCAGCCAGGCCAGGCCAGCCUGCUGACCCCUAGGAAGUACCUGCAGAAACCCAGGCAGGCGUGUCUGUACCCUCUGGAGGGGCCGGAGCCCAAACCCCAGCUCUUUGAGAAGCAGCCCUGCUACCCAGGCCUCGAGGGGCGCCUGUUGGAGACCCAGGGGCAAGAUCCCCCCCGGCUGAAGGAGACUGUAUUUGGGGGGCUUCAGCCCCCCAUCCAGAUAGCUCAGCCCCCGUACACUGCCCCGGGGGAGCGAGUGACCCAGCAGCACCCCCAGCUGACCAGGGACAUCAAGGAACCGCCUCAAGCCACACCAGCCCCGACCGUGUCUCCCGACAGCGAACUGGAGGGUAAGGAGUCUGCAGCGUGCACCAUGGGGCUGUCCCAACCAUUCAGCCAGGUGGCUCCCGUGUUCCCAGCCCUGCUGGGGCCCAGCAAACCCUCGCUGCCCUGCAGCCGGCAGCCCUCACCCGCCUGCUUCCCCUCCUUCGAAGGCGACGGCUACGUCAAGCCGACACUGCCCGUCUUCAGCUCCUUCGGCUGCUCGGGCUCGGACAGCUUGAGCGGUAACUACCAGUGCCGCGUGCAGGCGCUGAGCUUCUGCAUGAACGAGCGGGCGUGCAACUCGGCCCUGGAGCACCUCCUGACGGCGUCGCCAAGCGCCGCUCCCGUGACCCCCAUCCAGCCGCCCCCCUUCCGACCUGCCGUCCAGCUGCAGGGGGAGCAGAAGGAGUCGUGGGCUGGGAGCCCGUUCUCCCUGCCAGGAGGGAAUGGUUACCAGCUGGGACUCCCCCACUGUCUCUACAGGACACCUGGCAUGUUCUUCUUUGAGUGACAGGCCCUGCCCAGGACAGACUGUGCCCUCGCAGCCUCUCUUGCCGCCCACCGCUGUGCCCAGGACACCCCUGGCCAUGCCACCUGCCCUUCGGAGAGCUGACUCUGAGGACGGGACUCGCCAUGUAAGUUAUUCUCUCCUGCUGCUUCCUGCCCAGUGGUGACUGCCUGAGGGAGCUAAGAGGGACCCGGGCUCCCAGGAGAAAUCACUUUGGGUACCGGACCCCCCGCUGCCAGUGUCUUUUUGCCAUGGCUGUUAUCCCACCAAACUAGAACCCUGCGUGGGAGACAGGGGCUGGAUGGAACCGUGUCCUGGCCAGUGGAAUAAAACGCAUCCCCCAACUGCGUCUCGCCUCGGUGUCUCUGCCUCGGGGCCUGGGAGCAUCAUGCAAAGGGCAGGUGGGACUGAAGUGGGGGGGGGAAGGUGCUGCUUGGGGUCAGCUGGUUCUCCCAUGCCCUGCACCUUGACUUGUCUUGGCACCCCGGGUGUUCUCCACGUGCCCCUGCAGGAGCAUGGCACACCCACUCUGCACCGGGGUUCAGGCCGGCAGUGGGGAGCCAGCCCUGGGGCUUUACUUUCCUCUCUAAAGCAGCGUGUUCAAAGGACCCACAUGGUUUGUAGCGUAAGAAGGUUUCUGCCGUUAGCUCUCCGCGCUGCAGUGUGGCGUCCACACUAGGGCAGACCCGUCCCAGGCCCACGGGCCUCGGGCGGUUGUUCCUUAGAGGGAGGAGUCGAACCGGCAGUGCAGGCUCCUGGGUGAAAUCUGAGACUAUGAGCUGCUGAAUGCAAAUCCCAGCUCGCCACUGAGGAGUCUGGGCCCGUCGCUAAGGCCAGUGGCCCAGAUUUUCCACCGUGACUAGUGCUGUCGAGACGCUGUAAAGAGGCUGAUUUUCAGAGGGUGGCGGGUGCUUGGCAGCGCCAGGAAACCAGGCUCCUGCGAGGUGGCUUCAGCUGGGCACCCAGCGAUGACGGGCUGCAAAAUCAAUGGAAAUGUGCCUGCCCAUCUCGGCGUGGCUGAGCCCCCCGCUGUAAAACAGGGACACGGCCACGUGCGUCCCGGGGCCCUGCGAGGCCCAGGUGGGCUGGGUUUGUGAUGCACUCGCUGGCGGGGGGCAGAAAGGGCGUCCUAACAAUGAGUGUGAAUCAGCUAAUGAACUAAGCCGCGAGGGGCUGAGCUCGCUGCAGCCACCCACCUGGCAUGGCCCUUAUGGCACAGCACUUCCUGGGGCAGCACGCGGCUUCCUCUGCACCCGGGGGUGGGGGGAGGAACCCUACCUCCAUGAGCUGGUUCCACUUUCAGCUGGCAGGAGCCACAUUGAAAACCAUCCCUUGGGUGGAGCUCGCUCACCUGUCUGCAAAACUGCCCCUUGUGAACGUGCGUCCUGAUCUCCAUGUGUCAGGACAGGGGUGGGGUGGAGGGAGGGAGGUCCAGCAGGCCGGUGCCCUGAGCCAGCUCGGGAAGGCUGGGGGCAAGUCUGGGACGUGGGAGACCCUGGUGCAGCUGGCUGCUCUGUGCAGAUUGCCCGUGCUUUGGGCUCCUCCGGUCCCCUGCUAGAUGCAGGAGGUCAGAGCCGUGCCCUGCCCCACGGGGGAGAGUGUGUGGUGAGGGGGGGCCAGGUGAGUGCCUGAGGUAGAACCCAGCUGAGCCUUGUCUUCCGCCGCGGGAGGAGUGUGAGUGUUAAUCGUGUCCCCGCCGCAGGCCUGAGCACGGAUCGGGCCCCUCUAUGCCAGCGGGGACGCUGUGUGAUGGAGCUGUGUCAGCACGCUGGGAAUGGGGCGUUUCUGUACCACAGCCUGAGCCCCAGACCAACAGCCAGCUGUGAGUGGAAGGAACCCUGCCAGGUCACGGGCCCGCAGCAGGCAGGGUUAAGAGUGGUUCCCUUGGCGUGGGGUGGGGGUUGUGUCAUGUUUGUAGCCCCCACGGGCAGGGAGAGUGUGCAGAAACCACAUCAGAGAUCUAGCCUACCUUGCUAGGCUCUUUGCAUCACUCUUGGAAGGGCCCAGCCCUAACCCAAAGAGCUUCCAGGCGAGGCGUUGGACAGGAUGCAGGGAGGGACAGCCCCGGAGCAGCCCCUGGCAGGCUCAGAGCAGCGAGGAAAGCAGCAGCAGGAGUAGGGGAAAGUGAACGUGGGUUUGCAGAAUUCUUCCAGCUUUACUCAUGCAGGACGUUGCUGGUGAGGACACACAGGUCUGACUCACUGCCCGCUGUGUGACUCCACAGGAGAGGCGCUGGAUGUACGUGUGGGGCAGGGCUUUUCUCGCCUGGCCCUGGGCAGCAGGACAAGCUCUGUGCCAGGCUGAAGGUUGCAAGUAGCGGGGCAGGAGCUGGUCUGGGACACAGCGUUGGAGGGUUUCUGUGGGGAGGCCGAGGCAUAAGAACAUAACACACGAGUUGCCAGCUGGGUCAGAGAAAAAGGAAGUUGUUCUGGCCGCAGCUGUAGCUAAACUCUGGGGGGCAAGGGAGUCCCCAGUCCCUUGAGUAGUGUUUGCCAGGCUAAUCCCCUCCCUCUCCCCCCACUGAGGGUGUGCAGCACCCCACGCCUCCCCAGACUGUGCCUCCCCGGAGCGGCUGGCUAUUCUUAGACAUGGUUCCCUGUUGGGGGUGUGAGCAGGUCCCAGCCGAGCUCGCUGCCCGGUCACCAGUAUCUGGGCUGAUGUCUCAGCAGCGCCAAUACACCCCCUGGGCUGCAGCAUGGCCCUUCGCACCGGCCCCUUCCAAGAGUCUGCCUGGCUUUUCUUCGAGCACUCUCCCAAUGCCCCACGUCAGAUGGGCCCAGAGCAGCUCCCAGCCACACGUGGAGGGCGGGAGUCCGGGGGGACAGGUCUGCACUGAGGACGAGUCCGUGCCAAGUCUGAGCCCCCAUUUCCCGCCCCCCCCAAAUGCCAGUGCUGCCCCAGCAUCCUCUGCAGGGAGGAGGGAUGAGAUGCAUUCGUGAGAACUCUCCAGACUUUCCGGGUGGGAUGGGGGUGGACGAGAGAGUAGUUGACCAGGUUACCCCCUCGGCUCGGGGCCCUAGGGAAUGGCAUACGGGGCGUGAGGUUAGCUAGGGUGCCUCCCUCGUGAGCAGCAGGCAGGAAUGGACCUCCGUUGCCCCGGGCUGAGACGCUGGUCCCUCUCCUCACCUGCCAAACAGGGAAAUGCUGAAACUGCCGAGCUCCUGGCCAUGAACCAGGAAAGGGGGCUGGAAUUACCCAGUGGACAGAGGGGAUCGGGUUGCCAGAGCCACCCCACAGGCAUCGGCCACGAAAGAACAGCCCGAGGGCCUUUCAGGGUAUCCGGGGAUGAUCCUCUAACGCUCCUGGGCUGGUAUGAAAACAGGGCUAGUCGUUCUGGCCUCCCCCGGCAGGGCCACGUGGCAAAGCCAAGCGCUGGCUGAGUCUCCUUCUGCGCCGCCGAGGCAGAUGGCAGGACAAUUCCUUCCUCCUUCAGUGCGGCGUGGAAAGGAAGGCUCCAGAAACCCAGCGUGCUGCUGCGAGAAACACCGUGCCAGGGCCACCCCAGCCUGGGGCCGCAGCCCCCAGGAAAUGCCAGGCCAACGCAGCACCGCCUGCAAGGGGGAGCCUGCUUUUCCAGUCUGGGGCGAGGCAAAGCCCCGGGCAAGGACCAGGCUGUUGGGAGCAGGUGUCUUGCAUUUGCCCCAACCCCAGGCAUUCAUAACCCAGGAGCCAGGCCCAACAACACAGAGGUUCUCUUACAAAUCAGGAGAUUUGAUACAACGGCACAUUGUGGGGUCUUUGCCUUCUAAGGUUUGAGCCUUGGGGGGCUACAUUUUAAAGCUUUUCUCCGCAAGCCUGAGGGCUAGAAAUGUACUUCCAAAACGAAAGCUGAGAGUCUCUUGUAAUAACUGACCGCAGGCGCUGGGGCUUUAAGAAAAAACGCGGACUAUUGCAAGACUGUCAAUAAAAUGAUGAGCAUUGGCACCACUGGCGAGUGUCCUGUGUCCUCCUCAGUAGUCACCAUGUAUGUGUUUGAAUCGGCGUCUAACCAGGCACAAGGCUUGUCCCCACGUGGCACACAAUGCCGUGACUGCGGCGAACUAGCCUGCCGCACAGCCCCGCCCGGUGUGGCCAGAGCUACAAUGCAGCGAAAGUCCCAGCGUGUGGUUUUCCCGCAGGGGCCACACAGGACGUUACUGCCUGGCAUGUUGGUGCGAUGUACAGUCACACCCGUCCCUGCCUUGCUGCACAGUGUAGACAAGGCCACAGACUCUGCUCAGCGCCUGAGAAAUGAGCCUCUCUGUCCCAGGCCACACCCACAGCCCAUCCAGAGCGAACCCCCAGAAUCUCACCUAAUACUGCCAGGAUGC